Messenger RNA from Cuculus canorus (common cuckoo), 3020 nucleotides. It is a transcript of the gene NFIX, whose product is annotated as nuclear factor I X. Gene Ontology annotation, biological process: regulation of transcription by RNA polymerase II. NCBI's taxonomy places the organism in Eukaryota, Metazoa, Chordata, Aves, Cuculiformes, Cuculidae. Bases 1415 to 2911 code for a protein of 498 amino acids. Gene Ontology annotation, cellular component: nucleus. The transcript has 11 exons. The record is from RefSeq and is a predicted model, not a curated record. Gene Ontology annotation, molecular function: DNA-binding transcription factor activity, RNA polymerase II-specific; RNA polymerase II cis-regulatory region sequence-specific DNA binding.
CUUUGCCUCAAUGGGCGUGGCCUUGGGCAGGAGGAACCCAAAGUGGGCGUGGUCUCUUCAUGUGGGCGGGACUUCUGGCCGACGCUGCUUGAAACCAUGGGCGGGGCUCAAGCAGGGCGUGGCCUGUGACUCGAAGAGUCUGAGCUCUGACUGGUAGAGUUCACACUGGGCGUGGCUUCCGCCUGGUAGGACACGCAGGGGCGUGGCCUCUGGUUGAUGGGGCGUGAAGUCCUACAGUGGGCAUGGCCUCUAGAUCACAGUGGUCGUGGGGCGUGGCCUCUCUGUGCUCGUGAUAGGCGUGGUCUUUCUAGAUGGGCGUGGCCUCUGACAACGCAGCUAGUGGGCGUGGCCUCGUUGGUUGGGCGUGGCAUCUCCAAAGUGUGCGUGACCGCUCUUUGGUAGUCCUGGCAGUGGGCGUGGCCUCUGGCAGUGGCCUCUCUGAUUGGGUGUGGCCUCUCAGGUCGUUCUUGUGGAGGGGCGUGGCCUCUUUGGAUGGGCGUGGUUUCUAACUGCUAUUCAGAUGGGCGUGGCCUCUUGCUGGCAAUGCUGAGUGGGUGUGUCCUCCUGCGGUAGGCGUGGUUUCUGUCUGGCAGCGCUCUCCAGGUGGGCGUGGCCUCUGGCUGGCAAUACCUGCGGAUGACGUGGUCUCCUUGGGUGGGCGUGGUCUCUGCCUGGUAAUACUGCGUGGGCGUGGCCUCCUGCAGUGGACGUGGCCUCUACCUGGCAGCGCUCAGCAGGUGGGCGCGGCCUCUGGCUGGCCUCAUCUUUGGUGGGCGUGGUCUCUCCACGUGGGCGUGGCCUCUGGCUGGCAAUGUUGAGUGGGCGUGGCCUCCUAAGUGGGGCGUAGUCUCUGUCUGGCAGCGCUCAGCAGGUGGGCGUGGCCUCUAGCUGGCCUAACCUUUGGUGGGCGUGGUCUCUCCGGGUGGGCGUGACGUCUGACUGGCAAUGCUGAGUGGGCGUGGCCUCAUGAGUGGGGCGUGGUCACUGGCCGCACUCUAAAGGUGGGCGUGGCGUCUUGCUGGCAAUACAGGCGGUGGGCGUGGCCUCUGCUUGGUAAUGCUGAGUGGGCGCGGCCUCCUGAAGUGGGCGUGGUUUUUACCUGGCGGCCCUCUCCAGGUAGGCGUGGCCUCUGGCUGGCAACGCUGAGUGGGCGUGGCCUCUGCCUGGCAGCUCUUUCCAGGUGGGCGCGGCCUCUGCGUUGGCAGUGCCGGCGGUGGGCGUGGCCUCUCCCUGUGGGCGUGGCUUCUCCCCGCUUUCCCGCGGCAAAAGUGCGGCGGGCGCCAACUUCGCGCAAACUUUCCCCGCGCACCGCCGGCACCGGCACCCCAGGACCCCUCCUUUCCCCCCGGUGCCCCCGGAUCCAGCGCCCCCCCCGCGCCUCCCGCCAUGCCCCGACGCGGGUGACACCGCCGCCAUGUACUCCCCGUACUGCCUCACCCAGGAUGAGUUCCACCCCUUCAUCGAGGCGCUGCUGCCCCACGUCCGGGCCUUCUCCUACACCUGGUUCAACCUGCAGGCCCGCAAGCGCAAGUACUUCAAGAAACACGAGAAACGGAUGUCGAAGGAGGAGGAACGCGCCGUCAAGGACGAGCUGCUGGGCGAGAAGCCCGAGGUCAAGCAGAAGUGGGCUUCGCGCCUCCUGGCCAAACUACGCAAAGACAUCCGGCCCGAGUGCCGCGAGGACUUCGUGCUCUCCGUCACCGGCAAGAAAGCGCCUUGUUGCGUCCUCUCCAACCCCGACCAGAAAGGCAAGAUCCGUCGGAUCGACUGCCUCCGCCAAGCCGACAAGGUGUGGCGCCUGGACCUGGUGAUGGUCAUCCUCUUCAAGGGCGUCCCGCUGGAGAGCACCGACGGCGAGCGCUUGGCCAAAGCGCCGCAGUGCGCCAGUCCCGGCCUCUGCGUCCAACCCCACCACAUCGGCGUCACCAUCAAGGAGCUCGACCUCUACCUGGCGUACUUCGUCCACACGCCCGAUUCGAGCCAAUCCGACAGCGCCGGCGCACAGGGGGACGCGGAUGUCAAACCGCUGCCCAACGGCCACCUGACCUUCCAGGACUGUUUCGUGACGUCGGGGGUGUGGAACGUGGCUGAGUUGGUGCGAGUGUCGCAGACCCCUGUGGCGACGGCCUCGGGCCCCAACUUCUCUCUGGCCGACCUGGAGGGUCCGGGGGGGUACUACAACAUCAGCCCUGUGGCCCUGGGCCGGCGGCCCCUGGGACCCCCCCCCACCAGCGGCCCCAAGCGCCCCAAAGCGCUGGAUGAGGGGGACCUGGAGGGUCCGGGGGACGACGUCUUCUACCCCGGACCGGGGCGAUCGCCGGCCCCGGGGGGCAGCCAGGGGCCCUGGGGGGGCGACGUCGACACCGGUCCGGCGGCGCUGAAGAAGUCGGGGAAGUUGGAUUUCUGCAGCGCGCUGUCGGGGCACUCGGCCGCCCCCCGCAUGGCCUUCGGCCAUCACCCCCUCCCCGUGCUGGCCGGUGUCCGCCCCGGGGUGCCGGCGCUCAGGGUCGCUGCAGGCAGCCCGCGGGCCACGGCCUCGGCGCUGCACUUCCCGUCGGGGUCUCUGCUGCCCCAGUCGAGCCCCUACUUCGCGCACCCCACGAUCCGCUACCACCACGGGCAGGACUCGCUCAAGGACUUCGUCCAGUUCGUCUGCGCCGACGGCGCCGCGCAGGGCCCCCAGCCAUGUGGGGCGCAGGGUCGGUCUGGGGGGGCUGCGGGGGCCCCCCUGGCUCGGCCGCUGCCGCUGCCCCCAGCGGAGCCCAAAGCCCCCGGUGGCCCCCAGGGCGGAGCGGCCGCUGCACCCCCAUUCGCAGCGUCAGGCGCCGCCGCUGCCCCCCGCCUUGUCGGCCUCGGACCCCGCGACGGCAACUUUCUGACCCUCCCCCAGCAGCAGUCCUGGUUCCUCUGACGCCGCCCCCAAACGAGGAGAAACCGCCUGAAAAAGAAAAGGAGAAAAAAAAAGAACAAAAAAAAAGACAAAAAAGCCGCAGCCCCCCCCGGCCCCCCCCAAUUCCCCC